AUGCGGCCCACACGCUUGGAACGCCACUUGAGGACAACACAUCCUGCUCUAGCUGACAAGCCCAAGGCAUUCUUUGAAACAAAAAGACACUCUUUGAAGCAAGUUAAGUUGGACGGCAGUGGGCCAUUUCGGCAACAAACUUCAAAGGUUGUUGAGGCUUCCUAUGAGAUCGCCAUGUUGAUUGCAAAGAGCAAGAAGAGCCAUAACAUCGGAGAGUUUCUCAUAAAACCAAGCAUACUCCGUGCAGCAGAACUCGUUCUGGGAAAAGAUAGUGCAAACAAGCUUUCCCAAAUUUCACUAUCAAACGAUAUAGUCAAGGGAAGGAUCGAUGAAUUGUCUCAAGACAUCAAAGAUCAAAUUCUCGACCGAGUACGAGAUUCUCCUGUUUUUCCCAUCCAGUGUGACGAAACAACUGACAUCGCUCAGUGUUCUCAGCUACUGAUCCUCAGGUGUGUCCAGUCCAGGUGUCAGGGUGUGUCCUCCAGCCUCAUGUGUGUCCCCCAGUCUCAGGUGUGUCCUCCAGCCUCAGGUGUGUCCCCCAGCCUCAGGUGUGUCCCCAGUCUCAGGUGUGUUCCUCAGCCUCAGGUGUGUCCCCAGUCUCAGGUGUGUCCUCCAGCCUCAGGUGUGUCCCCCAGCCUCCAGGUGUGUCCCAGUCUCAGGUGUGUUCCUCCAGCCUCAGGUGUGUCCCCAGGGUGUGUCCCCCAGCCUCAGGUGUGUCCCCAGUCUCAGGUGUGUCCUCAGCCUCCCCCAGUCCAGGUGUGUCCUCAGGUGUGUCCCCCAGCCUCAGGUGUGUCCCCAGUCUCAGGUGUGUCCUCCUUGUGUCCCCAGGGUGUGUCCCCCAGUCUCAGGUGUGUUCCUCCAGCCUCAGGUGUGUCCCCAGUCUCAGGUGUGUCCUCCAGCCUCAGGUGUGUCCCCCAGUCUCAGGUGUCCUCCAGCCUCAGGUGUGUCCCCCAGCCUCAGCCCAGGUGUGUCCCCCAGCCUCAGGUGCGUCCCCAGUCUCAGGUGUGUCCCCAGCCUCAGGUGCGUCCCCCAGUCUCAGGUGUGUCCCCCAGCCUCAGGUGCGUCCCCCAGUCUCAGGUGUGUCCCCAGUCUCAGGUGUGUCCCCCAGCCUCAGGUGCGUCCCCCAGUCUCAGGUGUCCCCAGCCCAGGUGCGUCCCCCAGUCUCAGGUGUGUCCCCCAGCCCAGGUGCGUCCCCAGCCUCAGGUGUGUCCCCCAGUCUCAGGUGUGUCCCCCAGCCUCAGGUGCGUCCCCCAGUCUCAGGUGUGUCCCCAGUCUCAGGUGUGUCCCCCAGUCUCAGGUGUGUCCCCCCCAGCCCCAGGUGUGUCCCCCAGUCUCAGGUGUGUCCCCAGCCUCAGGUGCGUCCCCAGUCUCAGGUGUGUCCCCCAGCCUCAGGUGUGUCCCCAGUCUCAGGUGUGUCCCCCAGCCUCAGGACACACCGUCACCAGGACACAGCGUCACCUGGACACACUGUCACCAGGACACACCAUCACCAGGAUACACUGUCACCAGGACACACUGUCACCAGCACACACCGCCACCAGGACACACCGUCACCAGGACACACCGUCACCAGGACACAUUGUCACCAGCACACACCGUCACCAGGACACACCCGUCACCUGGACACACCGUCACCAGGAUACACUGUCACCAAGACACACUGUCACCAGCACACACCGCCACCAGGACACACCGUCACCAGGACACACCGUCACCAGGACACAUUGUCACACACACCGUCACCAGGACACACCGUCACCAGGACACACCGUCACCUGGACACACCUUCACCAGGAUACACUGUCACCAGGACACACUGUCACCACACACACACCAGGACACAACUUCACCAGGACACACCGUCACCAGGACACAUUGUCACCAGCACACACUGUCAUCAGCACACACCGUCACCAGGACACACUGUCACCAGCACACACCGCCACCAGGACACACCGCCACCGACACACCGCCACCAGGACACAACUUCACCAGGACACACCGUCACCAGGACACACCGUCACCAGGACACACUGUCAUCAGCACACACCGUCACCAGGACACACUGUCAUCAGCACACACCGUCACCUGACACACCAUCACCUGGACACACCGUCACCAGGACACACUGUUACCAGGACACACACCAGGACACACCGUCACCAGGACACACUGUUACCAGGAAACACCGUCACCUGGACACACCAUCACCUGGACACACUGUUACCAGGACACACUGUCACCAGCACACACCGUCACCUGGACACACCGUCACCUAGACACACUGUUACCAGGACACACCGUCACCUGGACACACCAUCACCUGGACACACUGUUACCAGGAAACACGGUCACCUGGACACACUGUCACCAGGACACACUGUCACCAGCACACACCGUCACCUGGACACACCGUCACCGACACCUCACCUGGCACCACACCGUCACCAGGACACACCAUCACCAGGACACACCGUCACCUGGACACACUGUCACCAGGACACACCCAUCACCUGGACACACUGUCACCAGCACUCACUGUUACCAGGACACACCGUCACCAGGACACACCGUCACCUGGACACACCAUCACCUGGACACACUGUCACCAGGACACACUGUCACCAGCACACACCGUCACCAGGACACACCGUCAUCUGGACACACCGUCACCAGGAUACACUGUCACCAGCACACACCGCCACCAGGACACAACUUCACCAGGACACACUGUCACCAGCACACACCGUCACCAGGACACACCGUCACCUGGACACACCGUCACCAGGAUACACUGUCACCAGGACACACUGUCACCAGCACACACCGUCACCAGGACACACCGUCACCAGGACACAUUGUCACCAGCACACACUGUCAUCAGCACACACCGUCACCAGGACACACUGUCACCAGCACACACCGCCACCAGGACACAACUCACCAGGACACACCGUCACCAGGACACACCGUCACCAGGACACACCGUCACCAGGACACACUGUCAUCAGCACACACCGUCACCAGGACACACUGACACACCGUCACCAGGACACACUGUUACCAGGAAACACCGUCACCUGGACACACCAUCACCUGGACACACUGUUACCAGGACACACUGUCACCAGCACACACCGUCACCUGGACACACCGUCACCUAGACACACUGUUACCAGGACACACCGUCACCUGGACACACCGUCACCAGGACACACCGUCACCUGGACACACCAUCACUAA
Messenger RNA from Homarus americanus (American lobster), 3243 nucleotides. RefSeq names its product mucin-2-like. The transcript has 5 exons. The coding region runs from base 1 to 3243 and encodes 1080 amino acids. The record is from RefSeq and is a predicted model, not a curated record. NCBI's taxonomy places the organism in Eukaryota, Metazoa, Arthropoda, Malacostraca, Decapoda, Nephropidae.